This is a messenger RNA of Pyricularia grisea, 1519 nucleotides long. RefSeq lists its product as uncharacterized. The record is from RefSeq and is a predicted model, not a curated record. Gene Ontology annotation, molecular function: carbon-sulfur lyase activity. Lineage: Eukaryota; Fungi; Ascomycota; Sordariomycetes; Magnaporthales; Pyriculariaceae. The coding region runs from base 119 to 1006 and encodes 295 amino acids. The transcript is spliced from 3 exons.
UCAGCUUUUUUUUUACUUUAUUUUUUUAUAUAUAUUUUGAAAAAAAAAAAAAAAAAAUUCACUCAUAUUCUCACAUUACGAAUUCAAUCUACUUCACACUCUACUCAGCAUCAAAACGAUGGCCGAGGAAAAAAAGACCUACAGGGGCAACUGCCGCUGUGCUGCUUUCAUCUUCGAGGUGACGAUCCCAGAGAUUAAGGAGGUCGAGAUUUGCAAAUGCAGCAUCUGCUACAAGAAGAACUAUGCCUUCCUCUUUGUCGACAAGAAAGAUUUUCGUGUCAUCAAAGGUAGCAUGGACGACUUUACGACCUACACCUUUGGUGAUGGCAUUAUGAAGCACAUGUUUUGCCCAAAGUGUUCGAUCAUGACGGCCUGCACCCAUGAUAAAUUCCCCGAUCAAUAUGUCGUCAAUGCUAGAUCACUUCAAGGACCGGUUGAUAUCUGGAACAUGCCCAAGAAAGUUGACCCGGGCAAGGAACACAAGCCUGACUAUAUCCCACCUGACGACUCGGACCUGCCAGAGCCCAAGGCGGAGAUAGAAGGCGAAAGCAAAACCUACCAUGGCAGCUGUCACUGUGGCGACAUUCGGGUCAAGCUCAAGAUGGGGCCGGUCGAGAAGUACAAAGGCAUGAUCGGCGAGUGCAACUGCUCCUUGUGUCACCGCAGUGGCGUCACUUGGAUCUAUUCGAUGCGGCCGCAGCUCACCAUCAGCCCGGAGUGGUCCAGCGACAAGUUCUCGAUGUACGGAGAGGCCGGAGCGAAGCUUGGAGAACAGUACUUUUGCAAGCGCUGCGGCGUCUACGUGGCCAACAGGGUCAGGGCCGUCGAGUCGGACGAGGAGUUUGCCAAGCUGUCUGAGGAGAUACAGGCAUUCCUGGCGGAUAAGAGGCAGUGGCAGCCGCUCAACCUCAGGAUUUUUGAUGGCAUUGAUGUUGAUAGCGAUCAGGUCGAUGUUAAGAGGAUAGAUGGGUACAACUUGAUCAAGCCGGCAUAUGUCAACCCUUGAUAAAAGGGUUGGAGAUUACCGCUUUUACAUGGGGAACCAAGUAACAGAGGGCUUAGUUGCUUUGGGGUGAUGGUGAUUAAUUAGCAUCACUUAAGCCUUUUUCAACGUGACCAAGCUCUGAGAAAACGCGGAAUGUUUUGAUCUAAUUUUAUCUAUUUAAUAACAUAACCCGUCUCUCCUCCCCUGAUUAUGGGCUCGAGCUUUUGGUACCGUACCCUCACAGCUUCCUCUCGCUCUCCCAUCUGCGUCCAGCUCUUAUUGCUCCUCCAACUCAUCCCUCCAUGGGAUAGAAUCCUGUGCACCCUUCCUCUCCACCGUCUUGGCAGCAGCCUUGUUGGCCGUCCUGACGGCAGCCUCGGCAUCGAAUUCGACGCCCGCCUUGGACGCAGCGACGGCAGCCAACGCAUACAUGCCAACAAACGUAUCCCCCGCCGCGGUGGUAUCCACGACGGUGGCCUUGAGCGCCGGCACCAGCGCCGCCUUGCCCGUCCGCCCUUGGAGGAAGUAAACGCC